Ruditapes philippinarum (Manila clam) is the source of this 1245-nucleotide messenger RNA. RefSeq lists its product as uncharacterized. Bases 164 to 649 code for a protein of 161 amino acids. The record is from RefSeq and is a predicted model, not a curated record. The transcript is spliced from 2 exons. NCBI's taxonomy places the organism in Eukaryota, Metazoa, Mollusca, Bivalvia, Venerida, Veneridae.
ACACAUUUUAAAAAAUUCCUAGAUGAGAUGAUUAAUCUUAAUGACAGAUAGGACCUCUGGAAAAAUAGUUUUAUUCUUUGAUGACGAAUGGCAUAUAUAGAUGAAAACAUAAAAUUUAAGAACAAUAAGGGCUAUCGGAAGGAAACACUUAUCAAAGAUCACAAUGAAUCAACAAAAGUUGGCACUGCUUCUAGGCACCAUACUGUUGGUUGUCUUGAUACCGGCUAGAGCUCAGUAUAGUAUCUCCUCAUAUACGAGUCACAUGGGUGGUCAUGGCGGAGGUCGGAGAGGAGGUUAUGGUAUGCCUUACACAGGUGGUCAUGGCGGAGGUCAUAGCGGUGGUUACGGUAUGCCUUACACAGGUGGCCAUGGCGGAGGUCGGAGAGGAGGUUAUGGUAUGCCCUACACUGGUGGCCAUGGUGGAGGUCAUAGUGGUGGUUAUGGUAUGCCCUACACAGGUGGUCAUGGCGGAGGUAGUAGAGGAGGUUAUGGUAUGCCUUACACUGGUGGUCAUGGCGGAGGUCAUAGUGGUGGUUACGGUAUGCCUUACACAGGUGGUCAUGGCGGAGGUCAUAGCGGUGGUUAUGGUAUGCCUUACACUGGUGGCCAUGGUGGAGGUCAUAUAUUUGGCAGGAGAGGAAGAUAUUAAUACUUUAGCUCUCAAUCAUUUGACGGUGGACCAUUUAAACGUUGUAGAAAAAGUUUUGGAACUUUCAAAAUAAGAUUCGUUAUCAAUGUUAAACAUCAAAUAGGCAUACCUCCUUUGUUAUUAUAUCUUUUUUGCCUGAGAUAAGUGAAAUUUAUUGUACAUGUAAACAAUUAAAUGAAAAUGCGAUUUGUAAAAUAUUUUGUUAUUUACGUUAAUUUAUCCUGAGAAUAAAUACAAAAAAAAAAUUGUCCGUCCGGAGCUUCAACGUAUCUUGUAUGAUAAUGAUAAUAAUAUUUUAUUCAGAACUGUUUACCAGUGAAAUAUGGGCUAUAUUAUUAAGAAUGACCUUAUUAUUUAGUUAUUGCCUUAAAUGGAUAGCAAACUACAUGCACUUGUCGAGUGAUAUGAUUUCGUCGUGUGCAUUCUCUAAUAUAUAUGAUUGAAUGAUAAGAAACUUGAAAGAUGACAAAUUGAAUAUUAUGUAAUAUAUCAACAUAACCAUGGACGUAGAUUAAAUAAACUACUGUUUUAAACAAUGUUAAUGUUAUUGUAAAGCUGAACUAUGAAAUUAAAGAAAAUAAAACAGUGAUUUUUUA